AUGAAUUCCAAACCUAAAAUUGUCACCGGAGACGCUGGCUACGUUCUCGAAGAUGUUCCUCACUUGACUGAUUACCUCCCUGACCUCCCCACUUAUCCAAAUCCAUUGCAAGACAAUCCUUCCUACUCAGUCGUGAAACAAUACUUCGUUAAUGUGGACGAUACAGUCGCCAAGCAGAUUGUUGUUCACAAAAACAGUCCAAGAGGGACUCACUUUCGGCGGGCUGGACCUCGUCAGAAGGUGUACUUCGAAUCGGAUGAAGUACAUGCUUGUAUAGUAACAUGUGGAAGUCUAUGUCCUGGUCUAAACACAGUGAUUAGAGAGAUUGUAUGUGGCUUGUACUACAUGUAUGAUGUACACAGAGUUCUUGGCAUUGAGGGAGGAUAUAAAGGUUUUUAUGCUAGAAAUACGAUCCCUUUAACGCCAAAAGUUGUUAAUGACAUCCAUAAACGUGGAGGAACCAUUCUUGGGACAUCUCGUGGUGGUUAUGACCGAGGCAUGUUUUUGCAAACUCAGGUUUAUAUAGUUGGAGGAGACGGAACUCAAAAAGGAGCUGCUGUGAUUUUUGAGGAAAUCAGGAGGCGAGGGCUAAAAGUCGCGGUGGCUGGAAUUCCGAAGACCAUUGACAAUGACAUACCAGUCAUAGACAAAUCCUUCGGCUUUGACACUGCAGUCGAGGAAGCUCAACGAGCUAUCAACGCAGCUCAUGUUGAGGCUGAAAGCAUUGAGAAUGGUAUUGGUGUAGUCAAGUUAAUGGGACGCCACAAUGGAUAUAUAGCUAUGUAUGCCACUCUAGCCAGCAGAGACGUGGACUGUUGCCUGAUUCCAGAGUCGCCCUUUUACCUUGAAGGGCCCGGUGGACUUUUCGAGUACAUAGAGAAGAGACUUAAAGAGAAUGGUCACAUGGUUAUAGUGGUGGCUGAAGGUGUAGGGCAAGAGAUCCUUUCCGAAAGUAUGCGUACUGCCCAUCAGCAGGAUGCUUCUGGAAACAAGUUUCUUCAAGAUGUUGGCCUAUGGUUAGCACAAAAAAUUAAGGAGCACUUCUCAAAGAAGCAAAAGAUGACUAUAAACCUCAAAUAUAUCGAUCCCACUUACAUGAUCCGCGCCGUGCCAGGUAAUGCUUCUGAUAAUGUGUACUGCACCCUCCUUGCUCACAGUGCCAUUCAUGGUGCAAUGGCAGGAUAUACAGGCUUCACGGUUGGCCCUGUUAAUGGAAGACAUGCCUACAUACCAUUCCAUGGGUUUACUCAAGUUGCUUAUUUCUUGUUGUUCAGCGGAUAA
Morus notabilis is the source of this 1281-nucleotide messenger RNA. Its product is annotated as ATP-dependent 6-phosphofructokinase 3. The record is from RefSeq and is a predicted model, not a curated record. NCBI's taxonomy places the organism in Eukaryota, Viridiplantae, Streptophyta, Magnoliopsida, Rosales, Moraceae. Bases 1 to 1281 code for a protein of 426 amino acids. Gene Ontology annotation, biological process: fructose 6-phosphate metabolic process; glycolytic process. Gene Ontology annotation, cellular component: cytoplasm. The transcript has 13 exons. Gene Ontology annotation, molecular function: ATP binding; 6-phosphofructokinase activity.